CGUCGCAAACUUUCUCCUCUCCAAUUCGCUUCUCUUCUCUUCCCUUCUCUUCUCUUCUCUCCUGUUCUCACUCCUUUCUCUCUCCAACUACAUCUGCUCUUUCUACAAGAGCUUCUACCCAAGCACAAAUUGACAUCUGGCUUUGUGGCGGCCCUUGCGGUUCUUUUCGGCCACCGGAAAGUCAUAUUGUCCCUCUUCCCACUCUUUCACAAUCAAUCCACAUACAUCUCAAAUUUCCCCUUGGAAGAUUUAAAAACAGCCGAUUUCGUAGAAUCUAUGUUGGUUGGAAGAUAAAACGAAGCGUCGAUCUUGAAGAACAAGCUGCUGUCGCUGAAUCGGAAGUCGUCCUAUGCAUCAUCUGGCCUGAAGUCGUCUUGAUUGUUUAGUUUUAAGACUUUUUCUGGGCAUUUGAGCUGGAAGUUAGCUGGAAGCGAAGAAAAAAUACAAGUUCCCUUCUUAGAUGACUUGUACAGAUCAGAAUGAGUCCAUUCCCGUACAAAUUAAUUGAUUUUUUGGUAUUUUGAUUAUGCUGAAGAUAUAGAAAAAGGACUGCUAGUUCGAAGAAGCCAAGGGAAAAAAAAAAAAAGGAGAUCUUGCAGCCAUGACUGUUGAGGAUCAAAGUGGAGGUAGUAGUCGUUCAAAUACCUUUCUAUCAGCUGGUAAUCUAAUUUCAUUGGAUGCUGGGACACAUUCUUUGACUGCUGCUGAGCUGAAGGAGCAAUUUUCUUGCAGAGAUGACCUGGCUCCCAAGGCUAGGAAACCAUACACAAUUACCAAGCAAAGAGAAAGAUGGACUGAAGAAGAGCAUAAGAAGUUUCUUGAAGCUUUAAAGCUGUAUGGUCGGGCUUGGAGGCGUAUAGAAGAGCAUGUGGGCACCAAGACUGCAGUUCAGAUUCGAAGCCAUGCCCAGAAGUUUUUCUCUAAGGUGGUUCGGGAAACAAGUGGUGGCAACACAAACUCAGCAGAACCUAUUGAGAUUCCUCCUCCCAGACCAAAACGAAAACCUGUUCACCCUUAUCCCCGUAAACUGGUGCACCCACUUAGAAAAGGAAUCUCAGUUCUUGAGCCGCCAGUGAGAUCUGGAUCACCAAAUUUUUCAGCUUCAGAACAAGAAAACCAGUCCCCCACAUCAGUAUUAUCAGCAGUUGGUUCAGAGACACUGGGUUCCACACUUUCAAAUACACAGAAUGGUAGCCCAUCUCCAGUUUCAUCUGCGGCUGGUGUCAACCCAGAUAGCAUGUUUCUCCCUGAACUCAAUCCACCAACCGAGGAAAAUGCAUCUCCAUCCCCGGUCUUAACGACAUCUAGCUCUGUUCCGGAUGAACCUUUACCCAUGAAGUUCGAGUUGUUUCCAAAGGAAAUAUUUGCUAAAGAAUGUUCGGUCGAGGAAGCAUCCACCCGAACUCUUAAGCUAUUUGGGAGGACUGUAUUAGUGACAGAUUCCCACAGGCCAUCUUCUCCAACAACCUCUAAGUCUCAGCCUUCAGACAUUAAUAAUGAGGGAAUGCAUGUUGAAACAUUACCAUGGAACUCAACACCCACAGAAUCUUCUCCCGAGAAUUCAAGUUUUUCAUGGAGUCAUUUGCAAUCUCAACCAUCAGGGGCUUUCUAUUACAUGCAUUUCAAGAAAGAGGAUUCAAAUUGUGUAGAAGCUGGUACCACUGCUCCCCUGCCAUGGUGGACCUUUUAUGGGGGCAUACCAAUUCCUUUCCUUCCGCUCCAUCAUCAGGACUCGAUCAAAGCACAUGAAGACACAAAAUUUGCUGAAACUCAUGAUAAAGAGAUUCAGAAGGAAGGAUCUUGGACCGGGUCAAAUACUGGAUCAGUGAACGAGGGGGGCAAUUGUGAUACAAACUGGGAUGUUGAAACCCAGAGCCAGCAACCUUAUUUAGACACGAUGGAAAAAGAAUCAGACCCAGCUUUCGAGUUAAAGUUGAGCGAGAGAUCAGCCUUCUCUAGAGGAAGAACAAACACGGACAAGUGUGUGAAGGGGUUUAUGCCAUAUAAAAGAUGUUUGGCAGAGAGAGACACCCAGUCAUCAAUGAUAAUUGGGAGCGAGAGGGAGGAGCAGAGGAUCCGCCUUUGCUUGUAGCGUCUCUCACUGGAAAGAAAUCCCCUAGAGCGCAGUUUCCCUUUUAGUGCAUAGAUUUUUUUUUUGACAGAUUCAGAAACUGAUUCAGGUACCGUUAAAGAAGAAAAUGGGGCAGUAAAACGGCAGCCAUUUCUGAAGCUUUGCAAAGUCUCUUCUACUUCUACUAGUACUACCUUUUCCCCUCAUCUGUUCAAAUCCAUAACCCUACUCCUUUACUUGCAAUCUCUUUUGUCCUUUCGGAAUUAGCUUUUAUAUUCCUUUUUAAUUCUUUUUGCCUUUGUUGAAAUGUGAAUCCUUGAUCACACUCUAAUUCUGGUAAUGUCCUGGACACCUAUGAUUGGAGGAUAAACUUACAUAAAGUGCAGCAUUUUCGAUCAUUGUUUA
Messenger RNA from Vitis riparia (riverbank grape), 2476 nucleotides. RefSeq names its product protein REVEILLE 1-like. The record is from RefSeq and is a predicted model, not a curated record. The transcript is spliced from 6 exons. The coding region runs from base 602 to 2092 and encodes 496 amino acids. Lineage: Eukaryota; Viridiplantae; Streptophyta; Magnoliopsida; Vitales; Vitaceae. Gene Ontology annotation, molecular function: DNA binding.